Stomoxys calcitrans (stable fly) is the source of this 335-nucleotide messenger RNA. Its product is annotated as acyl-CoA-binding protein homolog. Gene Ontology annotation, molecular function: long-chain fatty acyl-CoA binding. Gene Ontology annotation, biological process: fatty acid metabolic process. The transcript has 3 exons. The record is from RefSeq and is a predicted model, not a curated record. Lineage: Eukaryota; Metazoa; Arthropoda; Insecta; Diptera; Muscidae. The coding region runs from base 42 to 335 and encodes 97 amino acids.
GUCUCCUCGUCACAUCUAACUCGAGACACUAUUGAACCAACAUGGAUACGGAAGAACAAUUCAAUGCUAUGGUUGAUAAAGUUAAGGAAAUGUUGGUUCCCAACGAUGAGGAAAUGAUGGAGCUGUACGCCUUGCACAAACAAGCAACCGUUGGCGAUAACACCACCGACGAGCCUUCGGCCUGGAAGGCCAAAGCCCAAUGGGAAUGUUGGAAUAAGCAAAUGGGUAAAUCCAAAGAGACUGCCCAGCUAGAGUACAUUGCCUUUGCUACUAUAUUGGUAGGCAAAUAUGCGGUUUGGAAUCCAGUUCAAACUCUACGUUCUAUCUUUCGUUAG